Messenger RNA from Bipolaris victoriae FI3, 1566 nucleotides. RefSeq lists its product as hypothetical. Gene Ontology annotation, molecular function: zinc ion binding; histone methyltransferase activity; protein binding. Gene Ontology annotation, cellular component: nucleus. Bases 1 to 1566 code for a protein of 521 amino acids. Lineage: Eukaryota; Fungi; Ascomycota; Dothideomycetes; Pleosporales; Pleosporaceae. The record is from RefSeq and is a predicted model, not a curated record. The transcript has 4 exons.
AUGCCGUCCAUGGUCGUUAUACCAUCAAAUGGCUAUACGAGGCGGCGCGUCCUCGUCGAUCGCGUCCACUCGAUAGUCUCAAAUCGCGUGCAAAAGGAUGACGAACAAUACCUAGUCCGGUGGAACACCGAUGAUGCGUCAGAUCAAGCGCCGCUAAGCUGGCAUUCGAUCAAAGAACUCUUGCGAUGUCUCGAACACGUCCAAGAUUACCUUGAAGUGAGAGAGAAGUCUACGGAAUUACUGGAACACGUGCAACCUACAACCAAAAAGCGCAAAACACCAGACAGUGGCCUGGAGGAUGAACGCCGCUCUUCACCGUUUGAUCCUCGCCUUUACCAAGCACAACAUGGAGGUCAGACGCCGUCGUUCUCUCAGUCUCCGACAUCAACACCUCCGCCUCCAUCUCCACCUGAUGUAUACAACGGCGUCCUAGAUGCCGACGAGCAUGGAUACAUCUUCUGCCGUACAUCUACAAGACCAGAUAUACCAAAGCUUGACAUCAGCAACUUCCCAGCACCAUAUAUGAAGCAUACAGCGCAAAGAUCCAGCGUCGACAAAGCCCUCGCCUACAUCCGCAACGAGUACAUCCGGCGACUCUCCAAAGUCACGGGCAAAGACAGCAAACCAAUCAAACUAGUCAACCUCGUAGACUCCUCCACCCCGUCCCUCCGCUUCCGCUACAUCUCAGACUGCAUCCUCCGACCCGGCGUCAUCCGCGCACCCCCAGAGACGCAAACAGGCUGCCAGUCAUGCUCGCCGCACAUGGGCCGUGACAUCGGCUGCGAAUACACGAGAAAAUGCGACUGUCUCGAGUACGCCGCCGUCGACGAAUCACGCCUCACAGACUCUCAAGUCCUCGAGUACCAACACGCCCUCGCCAACGGCCUGUCAACCAUGGGUUUCCCAAAAAGAUUUCCGUACUACGCUGCGGGCACAAAGCGCGAGCGCACAGGCUGUCUCGUUUCAUUCUAUCUGCAGUCGCGCAACCCAGUCUACGAAUGCAACGACAAGUGCAACUGUGGGCGCCACUGCCGCAACAAAAACGUGCAGUUUGGUCGGCAAGUCGAAGUCGAAAUCUUUCGCUCCGCUGACGGUCGCGGCUGGGGUCUCCGCUGCACCGAGGACCUGCACGAGGGCCAAUUCAUCGAUACCUACCGUGGCGAAAUCAUCACCGACGCCGAAGCUGAACGCCGUGAAAACGCUUCCUCCUCCAAAUCAAAAGCUUCGUACCUUUACUCCCUGGAUAAAUUCAGGGAAUCAGAGGGCCUCGACGAUAAGGAUCUGUAUGUUGUCGACGGCGAGUUCAUGGGUGGGCCAACCAAAUUCAUAAAUCACUCUUGCGACCCGAAUUGUCGCCAGUAUACGGUGAGUUAUAAUCGCCAUGAUGUUAGGAUUUACGAUAUUGCGUUCUUUGCGUGUAGGUUUAUCCCGGCGGGCGAGGAACUUACUUUUGAUUAUCUGGAUAAGGAUGAUGGGGGUGAGGAGGAGGAGAUGGAUGAGCCGGGCGAGGGCGCUAUUCCGUGUCUUUGUGGGACUAAGAAGUGUAGAAAGUGGUUGUGGACGUGA